Molecule: messenger RNA, 357 nt
Organism: Eptesicus fuscus (big brown bat)
Lineage: Eukaryota; Metazoa; Chordata; Mammalia; Chiroptera; Vespertilionidae
Product: 60S ribosomal protein L35-like
Exons: 1
Coding region: 1-357 (118 amino acids)
Biological process (GO): translation; maturation of LSU-rRNA from tricistronic rRNA transcript (SSU-rRNA, 5.8S rRNA, LSU-rRNA)
Cellular component (GO): cytosolic large ribosomal subunit; ribosome
Molecular function (GO): structural constituent of ribosome; mRNA binding
Source: RefSeq, a predicted model, not a curated record
AUGGCCAAAAUUAAGGCUCCGGACCUUACUGGCAUGAAGGAGGAGCUGCUAAAACACCUGGAUGAUCUGAAGGAGCUGUGUGUAGCCAAAGUGACAGGCAGCGCAGCUUCCAAGUUUCCAAAGAUCCGAGUUGUUGGCAAGUCUAUCACCCGUGUUCUUACCAUCAUUAACCAGACGCAGAAAGAAAGCCUCAGGAAAUUCUACCAGGGCAAGGAGUACCAGCCCCUGGAUCUGCGGCCCAAGAACACAUGUGCCAUGCGCCUCCAUCUCAACAAGCAUGAAAAGAAUCUAAAGACCAAGAAGCAGCAGCAGCAGGAGCAGCUAUACCCCCUGCAGAAGUACACAGUCAAGGCCUGA